Molecule: messenger RNA, 1863 nt
Organism: Leptosia nina
Lineage: Eukaryota; Metazoa; Arthropoda; Insecta; Lepidoptera; Pieridae
Source: the annotation of a GenBank genome assembly
AUGUUUUCUAAUAUCUCCAAAUCUUUACUAUGCUGUACGAACGCUAUAGGCCCGAAUCGGGCUCUUGCGUACGCGCUGACCAAGUGUCCAGCGCUCCUAGAACCAUCCCUAAUACAAUGCCGAAACUACCACGAAGUGACUGGCGACAUUAUCUGUCCGAAUAUGGUCAGAGGUAUCGAUCAUCUCAGGGAUCCUCGUCUUAAUAAGGGUCUAGCAUUUACUUUAGAAGAGAGACAGGCGCUUGGCAUCCACGGCCUGUUGGCGGCCAAGUUCAAGACGCAAGAGGAACAGCUCGACAUUUGCAGAAUAUCCAUAGAUCGUUACGAGGACAAUUUGAACAAAUACCUCUACCUCGUUGAGUUACAGGAUAGAAAUGAGAAGUUGUUCUUUCGCUUGCUUUCCGAGAAUGUGGAGAAGUAUUUGCCAAUUGUUUACACCCCGACCGUGGGUCUCGCCUGCCAGAGGUUCGGUCUUAUCUAUAGGAGGCCUAGAGGUCUCUUCAUCACGAUUAACGACAAAGGGCACGUGUUCAAUAUUCUUAAAAACUGGCCUGAACCAGAUGUAAGAGCCAUUGUCUUCACUGAUGGUGAGCGGAUUCUGGGUCUCGGAGACCUCGGUGCUUACGGUAUGGGAAUACCAGUCGGAAAGUUAUCAUUGUACACUGCUUUAGCGGGAAUCAAGCCUCACCAAUGUUUACCUAUAACACUAGAUGUUGGAACUGACAACCAGGAUCUAUUAGAAGACCCACUGUACAUUGGACUACGUCAGAGGCGCGCGAGAGGCAAGGAGUAUGACGAAUUUAUUGACGAGUUCAUGGAAGCGUGCGUUCAGAGAUACGGUCAGAAUACUCUUUUACAGUUCGAAGAUUUCGCAUUAGGGAACGCAGGGCGUCUAUUAGCGAAAUACCGCAACAAGUACUGUACCUUCAAUGACGACAUCCAAGGCACCGCCAGUGUCGCGGUCGCAGGUUUGAUGGCCGCUGUCAGGGUCACCAAGCGGAAACUCAGUGAGAACAUCUAUUUCUUCCUCGGUGCGGGAUCAGCGGCCAACGGCAUAGCGAAUUUAACAGUAGCUGCGAUGGUAUCAGAAGGUCUUACGAUACAACAGGCCCGAGACAGGGUGUAUAUGUUCGACGUGGACGGGCUACUGUCCACCCGCAGGGAGGGGGGAGUGCCCGAGCAUGCCAAGGCGUUUGGCAAGAAUAUUGAGCCGGAGAAGAGCUUCGAAGCUUGCAUAGCCAAGAUAAAGCCCAGCUGUCUUAUUGGUUGUUCGACGGUGGGUGGUGCCUUCAACGAAAAUGUUUUGAGGCAGAUGGCAAAGAACAUUGAGAGACCCGUGAUCUUCGCCCUGUCUAACCCAACGAGCAAGGCCGAAUGCACGGCGCAGGACGCCUACAACUUCACUGACGGCCGCUGUAUAUUCGCCUCCGGAUCCCCCUUCCCACCUGUACAAUAUGAUGGCAAGGAAUACCAUACCGGGCAAGGCAACAACUCCUACAUCUUCCCCGGAGUUGCGUUAGGUGUGAUCGCGACUGCUACUCAUCAUAUCCCUGAGACUAUGUUCCUGACGGCUGCUAGGACUCUUGCAAAUUACGUGAGCGAAAAGGACCUUAACAUUGGACGCAUCUACCCAUCCCUGUCGGAGGUGAAGGAGGUAUCUCUCGCUAUUGCCAUCGAAGUCGCGAAGAUGGCUUAUGAUGAAGGUCUCGCAUCCGUUUAUCCCGAGCCGAAAGAUAUCUCCAAGCAUGUCUCCAGCCAGAUGUACAGCUUCCACUACGAGAGCUCCAUGCCAGUAGUGUGGGACUGGAAACCAGAAGAGAAAUUCAACGUAAGACCAAUCCAACCUGUGCCCAAAAACAUUUAA